CGCUCCCUGGGCCAGUGUGAAGCCGAGUGGUGGGAGGGAGGCUACGACGCUCCGUUUUGUUGGAUUACCAGCAAAAGGAGACGAUUUGAGGAAUAUUUGUCAUUAUUCGUGGAGAUUCGCCCGUGGGAGGAAGCCAGAGGGAAGAACUUUACUUAAAAAUCACCCAGGAAAAGGAAACGGCAAUUCUUUGGGGGUAUUUUUAUCAAUAUCUCCGGUUUGGAUUGCGUUUUUGAAGGGAUACCGAUAAAAUUUUUUGGCCUGUUACCGGCGGAGCAUUGAGGACAGUGCAAGAUGUCGGCGAUCAAGUACCUGGGAGGACUGAAGGCGUACCUGGCCCGGGGGGAAUGUGUCAACGAGAGCUCUAUCUUCCGCCUGCACUACCAAUUCACGGUGGUAGUAUUGAUCGGAGCCUCUGUCCUGCUCACUGCCGCUGAGUUCUUUGGUAACCCCAUAGACUGCAUCACCGGCCUCAGCCAGGGCAAUGUCAUCAACACCUACUGCUGGAUACACUCGACGUUCACUAUACAGGAUUACUACUUACGAGAGAGUGGGAUGAUCGGGGCCCAGCCUGGUGUGGGGCCGCCUGCAGCCUACGAUGAGGAGGAGAUGGAGGCCAAGUGGCGCUUCCACAACUAUUACCAGUGGGUCGUUUUCUUCCUGUUCUUCCAGGCGGCUCUUUGCUACGCGCCAAAGUUUGUCUGGAACAACUGUGAAGGCGGCCUCAUGCGCACCAUCGGGGAUGGCCUCAACCCCGGCCUGCACAAGGAGGAAGAGGUGUCAUCUCGCAAGAAGGUCAUCAUUGACUACAUUGUGAAGCACAUUCGGAUGCACAAUGGCUACGUAUUCAAGUACUGGUUCUGUGAGCUUCUGUGUUUCAUCAACAUAGUCGGCCAGCUCUUCCUCAUCGACGCUUUCCUGGGAGGAGAGUUCCUCACAUAUGGUCCCAGGGUUGUGGAGUACUCGGAGAUGGAUCAGACGGAACGUGUUGAUCCCAUGAUCUUUGUGUUCCCUCGCAUGACCAAGUGCUACUUUCACAAGUUUGGUCCUUCAGGCACUCUGGAGCGCCACGACGCCUUCUGUCUGCUGCCCCUCAACAUCCUCAACGAGAAGGUGUUCAUCACAGUUUGGUUCUGGUAUGUGAUCCUGGCCAUCCUGCUGGGAGGUCUGCUCUUGUACCGCAUUGCUCUCUUCACACUCCCCGGCCUGCGUCCCCGGGCCAUGCACAAACACAACAAGGCCGUGCCGAUUGAGACUGUGGAAGCCAUCACCAACAAGACCUCCAUCGGUGACUGGUGGAUUUUGUACGUCCUGUCAACAAACAUCGACCCUCUCAUCUAUCGGGACAUCAUGGUGAAACUUUCCAAGGAGAUCGAGACCGCCAACAGCAACAGUCCCUACAACAAUGCGGGGCUGUAUUCCUCCUCCUCUGUAUGAAUGCUGGAGGACAUGGACUGAGACCUGUUACCUCCCAGCUGAAGGUGUAAUGACUAUAAAUGAACAGAAAGGUGACAAUGUUAUGCUUUGCCCACAAGGUUUAGGCAAGUCUCUUCAAGAAAAGCAAAGGAGACUGACACAUUUUGGUGCUACGUAUUUUUUUCCCAAUUUGUUUUUGAUGAGGGUAAAGGCCUGGAGUGGGUGCUGCUCAGAGUUGGUGAGGGUUUCUGUAUGUGGCUUGACAGCAAGUGUUCUCACACAUGUUCAUUGCCAUAUUAGUCUUACGUGCAUUUUUUAUCUCAUCAGUUUUAAUGAAAUACUUGCUGGAUGUAAUGACUGCUUUUAUAUUUAGUAGUGGUCCACAACCAUUUAGGCAAAACACUAAUUAGAUACAUUUAAUGUACACAAAAUAAGCUUUUCCGUUUUGUAGUUAUGGACACUGUACAAACGUCCUGACUUGUCAGGAAAUUAUUACUCAUUGAACUUCAGAAAUGUGGCCAGUGGCAUAGUAUGACAUUUUGUAUAAAUUAUUUUCCCAUUUUACUGUGUAGUGGAAUGUGCUGUGAUUGGUCUGGUGUAGACUGGCAGUGUUAAUGGGAUGUGAUGGCAACUAGCCUUUCCCUUCAGCUGAGCCCUGAAGACCUUAGUGUUUGUGGAGUGUUGCAAGGCUGCUCCUUGUGUCUGAGCUGCUGUGUUAGGGUGACAGCCAUCAGUUCAUGUCUCAGAAAGUUUAUACUCUAGCUCGUAGAUGACGUUUGAUUCCUUCUUUUCUCGAGGUGAUCCUGCUUACGACUUAUUUUCACAUCCAUUAUUUUCAUGGGAAUGUUAGUUUUGAAGAUAUUUAUUAAAGUUUUGCAAAGGAAAGCUUUAUAAGCUUUUAUUGAUUUAGUUUUGACAUUUGGUAUUGAGUGGUCUUUAUUCCUACAAGUUGUAUUGUGUAACUAAUGUAGUGACAAAAUGAUGCAAUUAUUUUUUUAUUUGAUUAUAUUUCUUUUGACAUGGUUUUGUAAAGCAAUAUUAUGUUGGCAUGUAAUAUAAAAUUCAUUAUAUUAGCUCAGAUAAUCAUUGUGAGUGAUGCAAUAAUACAAGUAUUUAUGUGCCUUUCCCAUAAGAAGAGAGCAUUUUGAAGUAGCCUCUCAAGUCUUUCCAUUACUCUUUAACAAUGCUGCUGCUCUCUACACUGUCACGUUACCGUCUUGUGACGGUGAACGACUGUGUUCUGUAUCUGUAUGGAAGGUUUUAUUUUAGUACACAAUAUGGUACAUGCACUAGCCUUAUGACUGUUGCCAGAUGUAAGUCUCCAUGGAACAAUGGUGACAUGGAAUGAUUUGCGAUGUGCUGCAUGUGACUAUGAUGCUAUUUAACUGUUUGAAUAAUAUGCCUUAUAAGUGCCAAUGAGUAAGUGCUACUCUUGGAACUGUUGGAUGGUCCUAAACUUGUAUUACAAAAGUUUGUUGCUUUUGUUGAGUGGCAGUGUGUCAGCGCUUCACCAAGCACUGAGGUUAAGUGUAAUGUGUAGUUGUGUAUUUUAUAGCUAAAGUAAAUAAGAUUUUUUAUA
This is a messenger RNA of Portunus trituberculatus (swimming crab), 2992 nucleotides long. RefSeq names its product innexin inx1-like (gene ogre). NCBI's taxonomy places the organism in Eukaryota, Metazoa, Arthropoda, Malacostraca, Decapoda, Portunidae. Gene Ontology annotation, molecular function: gap junction channel activity. The coding region runs from base 292 to 1434 and encodes 380 amino acids. Gene Ontology annotation, cellular component: plasma membrane; gap junction. The transcript has 7 exons. The record is from RefSeq and is a predicted model, not a curated record.